GCGUUACACUGUGGGUUGAUCCUGUCACCGCACCUACGACCUGUGCUGGGUCUGUAUUCAUUUAUUUGGGACCUUUUGUUUUUCAAACGCGCCACCUCCAUGCUCUCCGCUGCCGGCCUGACGGCUGGGUGUGUCCCCGCAGCAGCGGCUCCAGCCCCGGGCCCCACCCUCCGCUGCCGCGCCGUAGUAGGCUGUUGUUGUUGUUGACAGCCGCGCGCUGUGGCUCGUGCGACCGCCCGCGCGCAUGCAGCAGAAUGGCUCGAGCGGGUCCAACGGGUCCAACGGGUCCAACGGUUCCGACGGUUCCGGCGGCGGCAGCAGGGAGCGCCAGGCUCUGUCCUUCAGCCCGCUGCCCUCCGCCUCGACGCGGGUGAGACGCUUCAUCCAGGAGAGACGGACGCUGCCGCUACCCAGAGUGAUGGUGGUAUUCUCGGCCGCAGGGGACACCGAGAAACCGAGCGAUGCCAUGUCCGGCUCGGACCCUGCGGACGACGACUUCCGAAAGCCGGCCUCCCCCUCGCCGAGCCUCACCCUGAGCAAGCCGCUGCGCGCCGCGCUGGGCGGCCAGGAGCAGGAGUUUCCAGAGGUCAUCUCUCUGAACGUUGGGGGCAUGUACUUCACCACACGUCUGUCCACGCUGCGGCGAUUUGAGGACACCAUGUUGGCGGCCAUGUUCAGUGGGCGUCACUACAUCCCACGUGACGCCGAGGGACGCUACUUCAUUGAUCGGGAUGGAGCAUAUUUUGGGGACAUCCUGAACUUCCUCCGAGAGGGUGAACUUCCCCACCGGAGCCGAGUACGGGCGGUGCACAGGGAGGCUCAGUACUACUCCAUCGGCCCGCUGCUGGACAGCCUGGAGGACAUCCAGCCGCUCACAGGAGAGAGAGUUAGACAAGCUUUCCUCGACCUGCUGCCCUAUUACAAAGAGAAUCUGGAGCGCAUUGUAGAGAUUGCCAAACUGAGGGCCAUGCAGAAAAAGGCACGGUUUGCCAAGUUGAAGAUCUGUGUCUACAAGGAGGAGAUGCCCAUCACACCGUACGAGCGUCCCCUCUUUAACUCUCUGCGCUUUGAGCGCUCGGACAGCGAGGCCAAGCUGUUUGAGCAUCACUGCGAGGUGGACGUUUCCUUCGGACCUUGGGAAGCAGUGGCGGAUGUUUACGACCUGCUGCACUGCAUCGUCAGUGACCUUGCCGAGCGGGGCAUCACUGCCGAGCAGCAGUGCAUCGGUGUCUGUGACAAGCACCUUAUCAAUCACUACUACUGCAAGAGGCCCAUCUAUGAGUUCAAGAUCACGUGGUGGUGAAGCUGGAGGGAGACAAACGGUCGUGGCUGAUCGGACCAAAGGGGACGUUUCCAUUUUUUUUCUAUAACUCAGCCGAUAUUGGUUUUUUGUAUUGAAGUUGCCAAUAUUUUUUGCUAAUGUCUUAAAAUGUGACCCUUUAAAUCACAUUCUAAUUUAUCAAUAUUCUGUUGGCCCAAAAUAUUUUUUUUCCUUUUCUUUCUUGUCAAAAUUUAAAAAAAACACUGAAGCAAAAAAUUUACUCUCAGUUGCCAGUUUAGUCAGAAGAUUUGGCUUAAUAUAAAUGCAGUCUAAUUCAAGGGUUUUACAGGUGUAUUAGGCGAAUACAACAGUAGGAUUAUGUUAUAAUCUGUUGUUUGUCUUGCUGUUGAGCUGUAUUCCAUUAUAAAUGAAGUUGUUUCCUUACUGAGCCUAACCUCAUUGAGGUACAUGGCGCUGUAACAAAGUAAUGGUGACAGCACCACAAACAUGCAGCCUCUAAAAUGAUCAUACAGUGGAAAUAACACCUCUCUCUGUGUGUCAACUAGAUCCAAACAGAUGUGACUACAGUAGGUGUGCUAAUAUACUGGCAACUGAGUGUAAAUGCCAACACUUUUUUUUAGAGAAAUCCAGGCCAAUGAUAAACACUGCGGUAACUUUUAAGUGGAAGGUAACACCCCCUAAAAAGCCCUGUUCUUUGCUGACCUCCAGUGUGAUUUACAGGUGUGCUCUGGUGUGACUGCAGGUCCAACGACACACGUCUGACCACAACCAGAGAGGUCAGAACUGAGACUCUCCUGCCUGUGUCUAUGUUCAGGCACAGUUCUGCUUCUGUGAUCAGACGGGGUUUUGGCAACACUGAGAGUCAGAUGCAAGCAAAAGACACAGCGAGUCGUGAUGCAGCUUCUGUCGAAAGUUGUCUUGACUAAAACUGAAGUCUAUCUGGAAAAGAAAAAUGUAAACAUGUUGGUUUAGACCGCCUGUUGUGCAUUUCAUGGAACAGAUUUGCUUUGAUUGUAAUCAACACAGCCAUCUACCUCAGAGAGGUUAUAAGAGAGAAGACAAACAACUGAACAGAAAAGCCCACAAUGCAACAAAGAUGGCAGUUGUAGGACACAUAUCCUGCCCCUCCCCCACCAAGGCAGACGUCUGCUUUAUUGCAGCCAAAUGGGAAUCGUUUCGAGCCAGUCGUUGUGUUGUUGCAUUGAAGCAGUCGAAACCUUACACGUGUAGCAGUAAAUGCAACAAGUGUAGACACUGACGAAGAACUGCAGCUGUCGCUGACAUGCUAAUCUUGCUAUGCAGCCAAUGUUAACAAUGUUGGGAGUGAAAAUCUCAAUGUGCAAAAAAUGUAAAGCCUGAGAUGAUUGUCGUGUCAUCAAGUGGGUGACAUUGCUUCAUCAAUCUCAUUUAAAAGCCAAUCCUAAAUGUUUUGUUUGUUGUCUUUACAAUCGUCAUUAUUAUCAUUUCCUACAUUCACUCAUUCAUAAUUUAUUUAUUGAUCAGUCUAACUGUAGCUUUGCCCCAAUCCAGAUUGAUAUGUGAAUGAAUGCAGGGCUGUGCAGUUCUGAGAUUUAAAGAACCCAGAAGUAAAUAUAGAAAAUUAUAUUCUGAGCAGGAAAACUGUUCUGUAAAUCUGUACUUUUUUUCCCGACCAAGGUAUGUCUCAGGAUACAGAUGAACUGUGAGCCUGUUCCUUUUGGAUAAACAGAGUAUAUUUUAAUUAUGCAACCUCCCGAGGAGUCUGUUUUUAUAGAUUUAAGAGAGGUUGGGUGGUAUCCGUUUUGUCGAACAGUCUUCACAUUUUAUGUGGUUACGUAGAAUAACUCAGUUGUAGGAAUGAAGGAAGACACCAAUGUAAAUUUGCAGGCGACGUCUUGGCAUAAAUACAGAGCGAAUCUUAAAUCUAUCAAUAUAAGUAUUUAUUUAAUGUCGACUUCCUCUCCACUCUCUCAACGUCAACCCUUCAUUGAAGUGAUAUUGAGUGUCAAAGCUAAGUUAAAUGGAUAUUUCCUAUUGUACUUGAUGAUAAAGUCUAAGCACCUUGUGAUUGUCACCGAGAUAUUUUUGUGUUUACCUCAAACAGCUCCGUAGUUUUAUCAGCUAUAGAAAGCAACAGCAUCGACAUCAGCUCAUUUAUGUUCACUAAGAGAGAACAUGCGUAGGAGCACUGCUAAACUAGGUUUGAAUGUUUUUUGUAUUUUUACAAUAUAUACCUUUUGUUAGCUUCUAGGAAGCUAGAGAUCUAUUGUACUCUAUGUGUUCAGUUUGUUUGUAGUGAAAAAAAGCAAUGUGUUAUUUUUUAUUCUUUAUGUUAAAAUUAAAAUAACUUAAAUGCAUAACAUAUCCGUCUUUUAUUCAUGAAAAUACCGUAUGUAGGUGUAUAAAUAUCGGUACUGAAUGGAAAACUUUGGAUUACAAUUGACAACAUAUAUUUGAA
Messenger RNA from Scophthalmus maximus (turbot), 3719 nucleotides. It is a transcript of the gene kctd7, whose product is annotated as potassium channel tetramerization domain containing 7. Lineage: Eukaryota; Metazoa; Chordata; Actinopteri; Pleuronectiformes; Scophthalmidae. The coding region runs from base 245 to 1303 and encodes 352 amino acids. The transcript has 4 exons. Gene Ontology annotation, molecular function: protein binding. Gene Ontology annotation, biological process: protein homooligomerization. The record is from RefSeq and is a predicted model, not a curated record.